CAAGUGUCAGUGUCAGUUUCUGUUUCACAGCGGAGGAUGGCGGCUGUCCAAGUAGCUGGUUGCGUUAAUUUAAAUGAAGUAAAUCCAACAAAUAAAAACAUAGAAUGCAAUGGGAAGGAGGAAAAACCUCUAAAUGGAAAAGUGCACCACAGCCAAAACGGCUACGUAAAAUCAAAGCUUAUUAGUAAUGGAGUUGAUAGCGUGUCGAGCAUGGAGCAGCCGGCGCCGCGGAUGGCGUGGUCGCAGCACGACAUCUUCCCCGGCUCGUUCGAGGCGUGCUCGCUGCUGACGGCGGCGCUCACGCACGCCGGCCUCUACCUGCUCAUGUUCCUGGGCUUCGUCAACCAGCUGCUCUUCAAGCCCAACGUGGCCACCGAGCGGAACCGCGAGGGCUACGCGCCGCUGUACAACCCGUUCGAGCAGUUCUACUCGCGCUACGUGUACCGGCGCGUGCGCCACAUCUUCAACCGCCCCAUCUGCUCCACGCCCGGCGCCGAGCUCACGCUGAAGGAGCGAGCCACGGACGACUACAACUGGUCCUUCAGGUUCACGGGCACGGAGAAGCGUUGUAUCAACCUCGGCUCGUACAACUACCUCGGCUUCGCGGAGCCUUCGGGCGAGUGCGCGGACGCGGCCGAGGCGGCCACGAGGCGCUACGGAGUCGCCCUCGCCUCGCCUCGCGGAGAGCUGGGCUCCACGCCUCUGCACAAGGAGCUGGAGGAAACCACUGCCAAGUUUCUGGGCGUCGAGGCGGCGGUGGUGUUCGGCAUGGGCUUCGCGACCAACGCGCUGGGCAUCCCGGGGCUGAUGGGCGCGGGCUCGCUGGUGCUGAGCGACGAGAACAACCACGCGUCGCUCAUCCUGGGCCUGCGCCUCGCGCACGUCACCGUGCGCGUGUUCCGCCACAACAACCUGCCGCACCUCGAGGAGCUGGCGCGCGAGGCCAUCGCCGAGGGCCGCUGGAAGAAGAUCAUCGUGAUGGUGGAAGGCGUGUACAGCAUGGAGGGCUCCAUAGUGCCGCUGGCGGCGCUGGUGGCGCUCAAGAAGCAGUACGGCCUGCUGCUGUACCUGGACGAGGCGCACUCCGUGGGCGCCAUGGGCGCGCGCGGGCGCGGCGUGCUGGACCACUGCGGCGUGCUGGCCGCCGACGUGGACGUGCUCAUGGGCACCUUCACCAAGAGCUUCGGUGCCGCCGGGGGAUACAUCGCCGGGUCGGCGAAGCUGGUGUCGCUGGUGCGCGCGCACGGGCACGCGCACGCGUACGCGCACGCCAUGGCGCCGGCCGUGUGCGCUCAGGUGCUGGCCGCCAUGCGCGCCAUCGCGUCGCCGGCGGGCGUGGCGCGCGUGCGUGCGCUGCGCAGCAACACGCGGCACUUCCGGCGCCGCCUGCGCGCCAUGCGCGUCGUGGUGUUCGGGCACGAGGACUCGCCCGUGGUGCCCAUGCUGGUGUACACGUUCAGCAAGAUGGCGGCCACGGUGGAGCGGCUCACGGCGCGCGGCGUGGCCAGCGUGGGCGUGGGCUUCCCCGCCACGCCGCUCAACAAGGCGCGCAUCCGGUUCUGCCUGUCGGCGGCGCACUCCCGCGAGCAGCUGGACCAGUGCCUGGACGCCAUCGAGGAGGUGGUGGAGGAGCUCGGGCUGCGCUACUCCCGGCAGCCGCCCUCCCCCUCGCCCUCCCCCUCGCCCGCCGCCGCCACCUAGCCGCCGCUACACGGACUAUAGUGCAGUGCCAAGUGCUCCUUAUCACUAUGUUGCAACUCAUGACAUGCGCUCAUCACACUGACAAUAGGAAAGUCAAUGACCGCCACCCGUCAUCUGUCACUUUUUAUGCAAGUCCUCCCGACCGAAUUUCGGCCACAACAACCAAUCUCCAUAGAGCCAACUGCGCUGCAAUUAUUAUAGUGCACAAGCGUGUGCGUAAACACAGAUGCACUCUCUGUUCCCUCACUUUCGUAGCCCAAUGGGACAAAUCUCAUACGACGAGAGAGAUCUGAGAGAACAUUCUUAUAUAAAAAUACUUUGAAAUUUGAAUGUAUGUUUCUUAAAAUAUAAUGUAGAUUUAAGUAAUGUAAUAAAAGUAUAUUGAAAACUAGCUGAUGGUUCCUGUGACUUAUAUGGAUGAAUUGUGAAAAUGUACACUACAAACAGAUUUGCAUUUAUAUAUUUGUUUUAUUGCGGCUAUCGGCUUGCGCUUGACAACAGUGAUGGCUGGAGCGCGCUCGUCUAGGAGAUGUAUAUUCACUCUUGCCUUGAACAUUAUCAAGUUAUACGUGGCAGGAAUCAUGGAUUCAAAGGCAUUCCACACCUUAGCCGUUCGUAUGACGUAUCAAUAAGUGCUUUUGUAGGGUUCGUUCAAAAUACAAUCAGGCCCGAAUUACCCGAAGCUGAAACAGGCGGCUUUAAAUAGGGGAGCUUUUCGGGUGAUGAUCGCCAAACUUCGUUUCGAAGAAGGUACGCGAUGAUGAUGAUGAAAAAUAAAAAGUAUUGCAACGCGUACUGGGAUUUUUGAAUAGAAGUAAUAAUAAGUGAAAGCUCCGACGUCACAGUGUGACGGAACGUCAUUGCUAUUGUCAGUUUGAUCGCUGUAUAGAAGUUUUAGCGUCGCGUCACCACAGCCUAAGCUAACGGCGACCGGGGAGUUGCUCGAUGGACGUUCGGAAUGUAGCUUCUCUUUCAUUAUUGAUGAUUAGCUGAUGCCCGCUACUUCGUCCGCGUGGAUUUCGGUUUUCAAAAACGUGGGAAGUAUGAUUUUCCGGUAUAAAAAGUAGCUUAUGUCACUCUAGGUCUUUAACUAUACCUAUGCAAAAAUCACUCCAAGCUGUUGCUCCGUUGAAACGUGAUUGAAGGACAAACCAAUAAACAAACAGACACACAUUCGCAUUUAUAAUAUGAGUAGAGUAGUAGUGAUUUUACUCCGUGUUGAUUAGGUCGCGUUCACAAAACACGUAUUGAAAGUGUUAGGUAUCUAUCUCACUAGGACACCAGUGGUAGCGCUACCACUCGUAGCUACAUCUACAUGGAGGGUACAUCGCCUGGUGUUCGCUUGAUGGCGCAACCAACACGGGCCACCUGCUGGUGACGCAACCACUUAUUUGUAUAGAGCUAUUUGUCGUCUCACUCAUCCGCCUGGUGGACGAGUGAGACGCUAAAUAGUAGUCGUUGUGCUACCAGGAACGCUCCUCGCUGUGCAUUGCGAUGUCAUAUUAUAUGUUUAUACCUGUGUCUGACCAAAAGAUACCAUUUUUUAAAAAAGCGCAGCACAUGAAGUGUUGACUGAUGAACUAAUCGUGGGCCUGUCUAAACACAGCGCUUCCUACCACCAAGUAGAUCGCCUUCUGCGCAGGUUCUAAGUCACAUUUUUGGUGACGUAUCCUGUGCUAUCCAUCCGGAUAAGGGCCCGGCGUAAAAUAAAACAAGCCCAACACUUUCCGGAUGUCCAUCGAGUGCCAACAGAGGCCGCCUCAUUACUGCAAAGUGUAAUUAUUUCGUUUACUCAAUAAAUUAUUUUCUCAAG
This is a messenger RNA of Maniola jurtina (meadow brown), 3514 nucleotides long. RefSeq names its product serine palmitoyltransferase 2 (gene lace). Gene Ontology annotation, molecular function: serine C-palmitoyltransferase activity; pyridoxal phosphate binding. Gene Ontology annotation, cellular component: serine palmitoyltransferase complex. Lineage: Eukaryota; Metazoa; Arthropoda; Insecta; Lepidoptera; Nymphalidae. Gene Ontology annotation, biological process: ceramide biosynthetic process; sphingosine biosynthetic process. The record is from RefSeq and is a predicted model, not a curated record. The transcript is spliced from 8 exons. The coding region runs from base 37 to 1701 and encodes 554 amino acids.